Rhinichthys klamathensis goyatoka is the source of this 11021-nucleotide messenger RNA. It is a transcript of the gene akap9, whose product is annotated as A kinase (PRKA) anchor protein 9. The record is from RefSeq and is a predicted model, not a curated record. Bases 25 to 10488 code for a protein of 3487 amino acids. Gene Ontology annotation, molecular function: molecular adaptor activity. Lineage: Eukaryota; Metazoa; Chordata; Actinopteri; Cypriniformes; Leuciscidae. The transcript is spliced from 52 exons. Gene Ontology annotation, biological process: signal transduction.
CAUCAGGUGGAGCCGAAGUGAAGGAUGUCCAAGAGACGAUGGGUGGAAUUCAGGAUCUGCCAAACCAUCAGCUGUUCAACUCCGGUGGGCCGCAGGACUAGACCAGCAUCCCCUGCUGCGGCCGCAGCCGCAGGAACCGCAGAGAUGAUGGAAGACGAGGAGCGACAGAGGAAACUGCAGGCCGGCAAAGCCAAGCUGGCCGAGUACCGGCAGAGGAAAGCUCAAUCCGAUGGCCAGAAGAAGCAGAAGAAGAAGAGAAAGAAGCCAGAGUCGGAUGCAGAGGAGCGUCUGAGAGAAGAGCCGAGUCGAGAUGAGGGAGACGAGCAGCCGGGGGAUCAAAACACCGUGUUUUCGCUCUCCAAGACCCUGCGCAGCGGAGAGAGCGUCACACACGAGCAGACCUACAGCAUCGAGCCCGAGAGUGAGGUCUCGACGACGGCUGAAGACUGUUCGUCUGAGGUAAAUGGUUUCCAGGAGAGGACAGACAGUGAUUUCCCAUGGUCCUCCUGUGUGAUCGGGGAGGAGGACCUCCCUCAGUCUGAAGCCCAGAUGGAGCCGGACCCGCAGAGCCAGAUCCAGGUCAUGGAGGACGAGUUGGCUGCCAAGAGCACGGCCAUAGAAGAGCUGAGCCGCGAGCUGGAGGAGAUCCGGCGGGCGUUCGGGCCCGAAGGAGGGCAGCAGCUGCCGGAGUUCGAGGAGGCGCUGAAACAGAGGGACGAGAUCAUCACGCAGCUCACCGCUAACAUGCAGCAGGCGCGGGCCGAGAAGGAGGAAGUGAUGCGGGAGUUCCUGCAGCUCACCGAGCAAAGCCAGAAACUGCAGAUUCAGUUCCAACAGCUGCAGGCCGGGGAGAUCCUGAGGAGCUCCAGCAUCAGCUCCAGCAUCAGCUCCACCGCCUCAGAUCUUCUCCAGGCCCGUCAGCAGAUCACGCUUUACCAGGAGAAGAUCACACUGUACCAGCAGCAGCUGGACGAGAGUGAGGCGCAGGUAAAAGGUCACCAGGAGAAGAUCACACUGUACCAGCAGCAGCUGGACGACAGGGACGCGCAGGUCAGAGGUCACCAGGAGAAGCUCAUACUGUACCAGCAGCAGCUCGACGACAGGGACGCGCAGGUCAAAGGUCACCAGGAGAAGAUCACACUGUACCAGCAGCAGCUGGACGACAGGGACGCGCAGGUCAGAGGUCACCAGGAGAAGCUGGACGAGAGGGACGCGCAGGUCAGAGGUCACCAGGAGAAGACACAGGAGCAGCUGAUACUGAUCACACAGCUUCAGGAGAGGCUGAGUGAAGCCGAGAAGUUCCACACAGAAUCCGAAGAAUCGUCUGCACUGAGUUUACGAGAAAAGGACUUGCUGAACACCGAACAUCAUCAGCGUCUGAUCUCGGAGCAUCAGCAGUCGAUAACGCAGCUUCAGGAUCAGCUUCUGACCAGCAAACAACAGGCGGAAGAAGCGAACAGGCGUUUGUCAGCGAAAGCCCAAGAGCUGGACAUCUGCGAACGCGAGCUCACCGUGUCCAGGCAGAAGGAGCGCAUGUCUUCGGGAGAAAUCCUGCAGCUCAUGAAAACCGUGGAGGAUCUUCAGCAGCGCUGCCAUCACCACGGCAGCCAAUCAGAGCGCGACACGCUGCGAGCCGAGCUCGACGAGAUGUACGGGGAGCAGAUCGUGGCCAUGAAACACGAGCUCCGGGUUCAACACGCGGCCGAAGUGGACCGAAUCCGAGAGCAAAGUCGCGCCGAAGUGGAGAAAAUCGUUCAGGAGCAUCAAUCCGAGAUUGAGAAGUUCAAAGGUCAGGUGUUUCAGAGCAACGUCCUGAACGUGAGGGUCAUCGAGCUCCAGCAGAAGCUGCAGGAGACGCUAGUGCUACGAGAGAAAGCGGAGCAGGAGUUAGCGCGGGUGAGUGGAGAGAAACUCAGUCUGGCGCAUCAAGUUGAGCGUUUACACAACGAGUUGCGGAGUGUGAGGUCAGAGGUCAGUGAGGUGCAGCGCCUACGUGACGCGCUUGAUGCCGCGCAGACGGCUAACGUCGAGCUCGAGGUCAAGCAUGAAUCAGAGAUUACGAACUAUAAGAUUAAACUCGACAUGCUAGAGCGGGAAAAAGACGCGGUGUUGGAUCGCAUGGCCGAGUCGCAGGAAUCAGAACUGGAGCGACUCCGAACGCAACUCUUGUUCAGCCACGAGGAAGAGCUUUCCCGACUCCGAGACGACCUUCAGCGGGAAGGCCAGCUCAACGUGCAGAACCUGCGGGACGAGAUGAGCGUGAGACACCGCGAGGCUAUCGACGGCUACGAGGACAAGCUAGCGUCGGCGGAGAGCGAGAGAGUCGCGCUGCUUCAGGCGCUGAAACACAACGAGGAAAGCGGAAACUCUGAGGAGCUCGAGAGACCGAGACAGAGCGAAAUCAGCAAUCUCCUGGAGGACGUCAACAAGCUAACGUUGGAGAACGAGCAGGCGUCCGCGCGACUCGAGGAGCUUCAGGACGAGAUCGACACGCAGAGGAACACCUUCUCCUUCGCCGAGAGGAACUUCCAGGUGAACUUCCAGGAGCUGAAGGACGAGUACGUGUUCAUGGCUAACGCUAAAACACAACUAGAGGAGCGCCUGAUCAGAGAAGCCGAGGAGUUCGAGAAGAGGCUCGCCGAGAUGCGGACGAGCCGCGAUGAGGUGGACGGGAGUGAGAAACACACGACCGAGCUGAUGGAGAAGCUCGAGGCGGUCGAGAAAGAGAAGAAGAGUUUAGCCGAGCGGCUCUCGCUAGCGGAAGCGGAUGCUAAGCGCCUGGCAGACGAGCUGGAGCUGAGGAAUAAAGCGCUGGUUCGGGACUGCAGUGUUUCUGGUGGGCUGGAGACGCAUCACACACACACCAGAUCAGGGAGGGAGAGAGAGACGCCUGCGAGUACUACAGCGAGCCGGCUUGCUCCACACACACACACACACACUCACGACGAGCAGCUCGCGGUCUCCUUCAGCCUCACGCAGCAGCAUGAGACGGGAGAUGCUCAGGUCGAUGGAGACGCUGUCAGAGCUUCGCGUGUGAUUCUGCCACUGGAAAUGGACGGCGCUGAGCAUGAUGAGUGUCGUCUGCAGUUAGAGGCUCAGCGCAUCAGUCUCUCGCAGAUCCACGCCGCGCAGCUCGAGCUGCUCAUGGACACACACGAGCAGGAGCUGCGCAGUCGAGAGCGGGAGAUGCGGGACACACACGAGCAGGAGCUGCGCAGUCGAGAGCGGGAGCUCAUGGACACACACGAGCACGAGCUGCGGCGUUUACAGGAGCAACAGGGCCUCAGCGCUCCGUCCUCAGAGCCGAGUGAGCUGACGGUCCCGCAGCUGAAGGCUGAGUUUCAGGAGUGUAGGGCUCAGCUGGAGGAGACUCACCGGCGCGAGAUCGAGCGGCUGAAGGUCUUCUACCAGCAGCAGAAGCAGGAGACGCAGGAGCGCUUCACCUCUGAGAUCCUCCUCCUCCAGCAGAGACUACAGGAGCUCUCGGGCGCCGAGGAGCUCUUCAGCGUGCCGAGCGCCAGUGUGCCCCUGACCGGAGACGAGCGAGCUGAACAGCAUCAGGACGAGGAGCGUGUCUCUGUGAUCGCUGGGUCAGGUCUGUGGCGUGAGCUGCAGGCCGGUCAGAAAGCCCCGUGCGAGAGCUGGCGUGAGGAGCUGACGGAUCGGGAUCGGGAGCGACGGCCCGGAUCUCCUCCCGGACGCUGGCGGGAGAGACACCAGCAGGAGCAGCUGGAGGAGGAGAUCGCUAAGGUGAUCGUGCAGAUGUCGGUGGAGUUCGCCCAGCACACCGAACACACACGCAUCAGCAAACAGGCCAGAGAGACGAGCACCGCUGUACAGACGGACCGAGAUGAGGCGGCCGAGAAGGAAGAGGAGGAGGAGGAGGAAGAGGAGGAGGUGAUAAAGGGCAAAGGUCAUGGAAGGAGCGAGACAUCACAGUCAUCUGACCCAGAGCUCGCAUCUGAUGACAUCAUCACAGAGCGGGAUCUGCUGCGUGAGGCGAACGCUCGUCUGGUUCUGGUUCUGCUGGAGGUGCUGAAGACCACAGCGGCCGCGGAGGAGACCAUCAGCCAUGUGGAGGCCAUGCUGGAGGCCAGUCCGGGUCACAUGACCCCAGCGGAGCGGGUCAGACCGGGACCUGCUGGAGACGCUGAUGACGUCAGCAUGUUUUCAGCGGAGGCCGAUGAAGGGCUGGAAAUGAAGAUCCCGGGGGCGGGGCUUCUGUGCCAGGGGGCGGAGCUUCAGCUGCAGGGGGCGGAGCUCCAGCUGGAGAGGGAGGAGUUUCUGAUGAGCAUCAGCUCACGCUUGCAGAGCGCCGUAGAGAAGCUGCUCAUCGCCAUCACUGACACCAGCUCUCAGCUGGAACACGCGCGGAUCACGCAGACGGAGCUCAUGAGGGAGAAGUUCAGGCAUAAUGAGGAGAUGGAGGAGCUUCUGCGCAGACAAGAGGAGCUUCAGGAGCGUGUGUGUGAGGAGAACCGAGCAAGAGAACAACUGGCACUGGAGCUGCACAGGGCUGAAGGGGUGAUUGACAGCUACAGCGGCGAGCGUGAGGGGCUGGAGCAGCAGGUGCGCGAGCGGGUCGAUCUGCAGCUUCAGCUGGAGCAGGAGCUGUGUGUGACGAGCCUCAGACUGAGGGAACUGGAGGAGGAGCGCCAGCAGAUCCAGGACCAGCGCCAGCUCCUGUCCCGCCAGCAGGAGGCGCUGAGAGACGGGGCCGGGGCCCCAGAGCUGCGACUAGUUGAGGCUGCUCUUGACGCAGCACCUGAAGCAGACCUGCUGGAGGAGACGGAGAAGCUGAUGCUGGAGAAGGUGGAGGUGCAGCGGCAGGCGCAGAAGGAGAGUGUGGAGUUGCACCUGCAGGUGAAGCACCUGGAGGCGGAGCUUGAGGAUCAGGUGAUGCGCCUGCAGGAGCUCCAGGACACGAGCCGAUCCGAGCGAGACGACCUGCGGCAGCAGAUCCAGGCCUUGGAGAAACAGCUGGAGAACAACCGCAGGUUCAUGGACGAACAGGCCGCGGACAGGGAACACGAGCGCGACGUCUUUCAGCAGGAGAUUCACAGCCUGGAGCAGCAGCUGAAGAACCCGCCCAAAACAGGAAGCGGAAGUGACCGCAGGGACCGAGAGGUGCAGGAGUUGACCCGUGCGCUGCAGGAUAAGUCUGACUGCUGCAGUGAGCUGCUGUUGAGCGCCGAGCAGCUGCAGAGAGAUGUGUGUGAGAGAGACGAGGAGAUCGAGACGCUCGGCGCGCGCGUGAGAGAGCUGGAGCACACACUCAUGCACAGGGUGGAGGAGGCUCAGCAUGUGUCCAUGGCGGGCCGGGGAGACGUCACACUGGAGGCUCAGCUCCAGACCGAGAGAGAGGCUCUGGACAGGAAGGAGAAAGAGAUAGUGAAUCUGGAGGAGCAGCUGGAGCAGUUUCGUGAGGAGCUGGAGAAUAAGAGCGAGGAGGUGAAUCAGCUCAACAUGCAGCUGGAGAUCCAGAGGAAGGAGAUCAGCAGCCAUCAGCAGGACCAGACCCGCCUCACACAGGUGUUGGAGGAGAAGGACGGGCAGAUUAUCGCCCUUAACGAGCAGGUCGUUAAGCAUCAGCACACGGACACAGAGCCUGAGGAAGAGGCGUUGGAGCAGAAAGAGGAGGUUCUCCUUGAUCUGGAGGCGCAGGUGGAGCGUUUGCGCAGCGAACAGGAGCGACUGAAGAGGAGCCGCGAGGAGGAGGUGGAGCAGCUCAACGCCGUCAUCGAGACGCUCCAGCAGGAGCUGUCGCACAUCGAGCGCAAGGACGAGCCCAGAGACGAGAGCCACGAGAUGAAGCAGAAGAUGGAUGAAGUCGCGACCGAGCUCGACACGCUGAAAUCCGAACACGGCUCGCUCCGUAGCAAAUACGAGCGUCUGCGCGAGGAGACACUAGUGGAGCUGGAGGCGGCGCUGAGGGAGAAGACGGCGGCGUUCGUGGUGGUCCAGGCGCAGGUGCAGGCGCUGGAGGAGAGCGCCGGGUCACGGCUGAGGGGUUUGAGCCGGCGAGUGGAGGAGCUGGAGGCGGCGCUGGAGGACAAGGACUCGGAGCUGCGCGCUUGCAUGCUAAACGUGGAGCUAGCGCAAACGGACGCCGGCACUCUUCACGUCAAAGUCGCCGAUCUAGAGGACAAACUCAGGGAGAAAGUGGCCGCCGUUCUGGUCAGUCAAGCUCAACUAGGAGCCGUACAGACGCAAACCAAAGAUCUGAGAGGCGACGCCCCCGCUGGAGAAAAGCCGAAAGGCGCCGGAGCGGCGACACACGGGCCGGUCCUGCUGACGGAGAGGCUGAGGGAGCUGGAGGAGGGGCUGAGCCUCAUGCAGAAGGACCAGGAGCUGCAGAAACACAUGCUGAGCAGCUCCGAGGACGAGGUGAUGGAGUACGAGAGGAGGUUAGCCGUGAUGAUGGACAUCCUGAACCAGAUGAGAACCAAACCGACCUAUCACAGGCCGCUGAUCGCUGAGGAGUCGGGCGAGGACAGUCGGCUGCUGUCACAGCUGCUGCAGGAGGUCAAAGGUCAAGCCGCGUCCACUAAAGAGGAGCUGACCUGCUACAGGGAACUGAGCCACAAGCUUCAGGAGGAGAUGGAGAUGAAGGAGAGCACGAUCACGCAGCUCCAGACGGCUCUCAGCCAGGUCCAAGCGGGCUCGCGUGACGAAGACGUCGCCAAGACGGCGAAACUUCUCCAGGAGCUGCAGGAGGUCAGAGGUCAAGCGUCCGCCACACAACAGGAGCUGCAGGAGGUCAGAGGUCAAGCGUCCGCCGCACGACAGGAGCUGCAGGAGGUCAGAGGUCAAGCGUCCGCCGCACGACAGGAGCUGCACAGCUUCAGGGAGCAGAGCGUUCGGCUGCAGGAGCUGCUCCAGGAGAGAGAAAUGAGCAUCGCUCUACUCAAGGAUCAGCUCCACAGGGCCUCACGAGAGGGAGAUCGGUCCACAGAUGAGCUGCUGCAGGAGCUGCAGGAGGUCAAAGGUCAAGCGGCGGACACACUACAGGAGCUGCAGGAGGUCAAAGGUCAAGCGGCCGCCACUAAAGAGCAGCUGAGCAGCUUCAGGGAACGCAGUCUGAAACUGCAGGAAGAGAUCGAGGUCAGAGACGUGUCCAUUGCUGAGCUGAGGGUCAAAGUUCACGAGCUGCAGAUCGCUUUGACCAGAUCUGAGGAGCCUCCGCAACAGCCGCAGUCUCAGCCUAAAACGAAAGCAGGGAAAAACGGAGACAACAGAGAGCAUCAUGGGAUAAACAAAAGUGCUGACGCAAGUAAAGACACGCCCUCCCUUCCCCACCGAACCUCCACGGACCAAUCCGAGAGCUCGCCUCAGUCGCGUGUGAACGCGAGCACGCAGAGCGACCCGAGCAGAGCCGAGGACGUGCAGGAGCUGAUCUCGGGCUUCUCGGAGAAGAUCGGGCAGAUGCGGGAGCUCCACGCAGCCGAGAUCAUGGACAUGGAGGCCCGGCACAUCUCCGAGAGCGAGAGCUUGAAGAGGGAGAACCGGCAGCUGGAGCUCGAGAGCCGAGCGCUGAGAGACGCCAUCGACAAGCUCACGGCCGCCGAGGUCACACACACACCUUCACAUGGUCCCCCGGUGAGGUCCGAGCGCCCCGCCGCCUCUCCGCUUAAGGACGGAUACGCCAGCGACAGCAGUUCAGACUGGAGCCAGCGCACAGGUUUGGAUCACCCUCACCUGCAGGAGAACAGGAGCACACCUGAGGGCGCGCGCCGGGACCCGGAGCCGGACCUCCUGCCAGACCGGGUCAAGAGUCUGCUGCGCGAGGUCCAUCGGGAGGGCAUGCAGGUGCUGUCGCUGUCCGAGCUGCCGAUGUGUGGAGCGGAUCGCCCCGCUGCGCUGCAGGCCUGGAGCAGCGAGAGAGACGCCCUCACACACACCGUCGACUCGCUGCAGCUCCUCAUCAGCAGACUGCAGUCGCACACACAGGUCGACGGCGACUGGCGAGCGGAGCUGCUGUCCGCCGUUCAGCAGGUGUUUGUUCACGAGCGAGACGCGCUGAAGAGUGUUUUAUACUCUCAGCUGGAGCGACUGGACACCGCUGACGCCGUCGUUCAUCUCAACCAGCUGGAGAGAGCGCUAGCGGAGCAGGACGCCCGGCACAGCGAAGGCAUGUGUGUGUUGAGCUCGGCGGACAGAAGCAGCCUGCGCUCGGAGAUCCAGCAGCUCAGAGAUCAGCUGCACACACUCACGUCUGCACACACACAGCGCCACCAUGUGGACACUACCGGAGCGGCGAGCGUGAGGGAGGCAGAACCGGCGCUGGUCGGGACAUCGGUCGGGUCCGAUCCACUGGAGGAGAUCAAGACUGAACUGAGCCAGACUAAACUAGAGCUAGAGAGCGCUUUAAAAGCACAACACAAACACCUAAAAGAGCUCGACACACUCAGGGUGGAGGUCUCGCUGAAGGCCGCUGAGGUCGACACACUGAGCGACACACUGGCACACGAGCAGAAGAGAGCGAGAGAGAUGCAGUGGGCGUACGAGAAGGAGAAGUGCAAGUCUGACCGGAAGCAGGAGAGCGAGAGAGAGGAGGUGGAGGAUCUGAAACUGGCUCUGGAAGAUCAGCGAGGGCGUGUGGUCGAGCUGUCGAUCGCCCUGGAGAGAGAGAGAGAGACUUCAGCUCGGCUCAGAGAUCAGGAGCGGGAGGCCGGCGUCUCCUCAGAGCUGCAGGUUCAGUUAGACGCUCAGAGAGCUCGGGCCGCAGAGAUCAGCAGUGCUCUAGAGAAAGAGAAGGAGCUCAACGCACAACUGCUCCGGCGGGUCCACACGAGCUCCGCGUCAAACACACAGGAUUCUGGGACACACACACUCGUGCAGGCCGAGGCCUCCUGCAGCCAGGUGGAGGCGGGCGUGCUCUCGGUGGAGUCUCUCCUGCAGGCGCAGCUGGUGGAGAAGCAGGCGCAGGUGGUGCAGAUGAUGGAGGAGCUGGAGAAGCACCAGCUGGACGUGGUGCAGCGCAAACGACAGUGGGACGAGGAGAGGUCUUCACUUCAGCAGGACCAUAAUGCACUGGGGCGGCGGGUGGAGGAGCUGCGGGCGGAGCUGAACGCGGAGAGAGACACCGUCAGGAGCCUCGAGGGAGAGAGACACCGACUGCAGGAGAGAGUGAGAGAGCUGGAGGGAGAGAGACACCGACUGCAGGAGAGAGUGAGAGAGCUGGAGGAGAAGCUAAGAGACGCUCGGCCUGCGGAUCGAACCCGGGACUGGGUGUUGCAGCAGAAGACGACAGACGCUACGACACACACUGGUCAGAACCCAGAGCCCAAGCACACGGACCCCAUCCUCAGCCGACUGCAGCUCAUCGCCGCCAGGAUCAACAGCUUGACCAGCGACACCCCGGGCAGGUUAUCCGGAGAAGCGCCCGACCGUGAAAGUCUAGCGUGGCUUCACAGUAAUGUACAGGAUGUGAUGUCACUGUUACAGCAUAUCCCAUCAGCCCCUUCUGCUCUCCCGGAGAGCCCCGCUCUGCUGGCUGGAGGAUCCUCUAGUCUGCUGAAUGAGCGUUUACUCCGCCAGAACGCAGAGCUCACGGGAUUCGUCAGUCGACUGACAGAAGAGAAGAACGACUUACGAAACCAGUUACUGAACCUGGAGGACGAGCUGCGGAGAAGCAGACAGAAGAAGGCCGUCGCGGAGAGCGGUUCGGGCCGGCAGGAGCUGGUGCUGUUCUCGAGUGAGCGCGAGUGCUGGGCUCAGGAGAGGAGCCGGCUGCAGAAGUGCGUCGGUCAGGCCGAGGCAGAGCUGGCCCGUCUGAGAGCCGAGAUCCGCUCCGACACACUGCGGGAUCUGACCGGGGCCGACCCCGACAACACGGCCCUCAAGAGGAUGUAUGGGAAAUACCUGCGCGCCGAGAGCUUCCGGAAGGCUCUGGUGUAUCAGAAGAAGUAUCUCCUGCUUCUGCUGGGGGGGUUUCAGGAGUGUGAGGAGGCCACGCUGUCUCUGAUCGCACGCAUGGGUGGCCAGCCCACACACACACACACACACACCAGUCUGGAGUCCAUCGGCCGUCAGCGCAGGGGCUUCACACGCUUCAGAUCGGCUGUGCGCGUCUGCAUCGCCCUCUCACGGAUGAGGUUUCUGGUGAAGAGAUGGCAGAGAGCCGGAGGAACCGUGAGCGCUGCGGUCGUGAGCAGAAACGGCCUCAGCCAGAUCACAGGUGCGGAUGUGAGGAACGAGUCUUCCUUCCUGCAGCCCGGGAGCGUUGAGGUGUUCAGAGAGCGGCGCGGGACGAGCCGGGGCCGGACGGGACGAGACUCGCCUCGGUCCACCGCAUCAGUGCAGCACAGGUAUCACAGUAUGGCCGGUGAGCCCGGAGGUUUGCCCUGUUCCCACCUGCAGAACUACGACCCGGAUCGCGCUCUCACCGACUACAUCUCACGCCUGGAGGCCCUGCAGAGGCGCCUGGGAAGUGUGCAGUCAGGUUCCUCUUCGUACGCUCAGUUGCACUUUGGAGUCAGAAGAUAAAGAUCUACAUUUGAACUGGCUUGAAGAAUCUCGGUUGCCUUCUCUCGUGCGGAGCUGCUGCGCUUCUGUACUCUUACUGUACAUGUCUGUGGGACCAAAAAGACCUUGUUGUUUUUGUGUGUGUGUGUGUGUAUCAUCUUAUAAUCAAGCUUUUUGUUGGCGGCACUUGAAACGGCUUCAACAUCUGUACAUUAGUUCUACCUUAUUUGUUGUUAAUGGAAAACAAUCAUGUUGUUACUGUAUAUUUGUGGAAUGCUAAUUUAAGUUGAUUAAUUUAAGAAGUGUUGUAUGGUGAACAGGACGGCUGCUAUCGGCUCUCGAUGACCUCAUGAACGCUAGCGGGAGGAGAGCGAGUCGGGGCUUCACUAGCUAGUAAUGUUGUCAGAUACUCUACACUGUGCUUUAUUCGCUCGCUCCCUUGAAAAGACCCGAGGACAUUUGUAGAAGACAUAUUUUUGUAAAGGUUGGAGCUUUGGAUUUUAUGGGUAUUUUGUCAAAACUGAAAUAAAGAUUAAUAUAAUAUUUGAAAACUG